Messenger RNA from Branchiostoma floridae (Florida lancelet), 5281 nucleotides. RefSeq lists its product as uncharacterized. The transcript has 7 exons. Gene Ontology annotation, biological process: regulation of DNA-templated transcription. Gene Ontology annotation, molecular function: copper ion binding; DNA binding; DNA-binding transcription factor activity. Bases 805 to 2316 code for a protein of 503 amino acids. NCBI's taxonomy places the organism in Eukaryota, Metazoa, Chordata, Leptocardii, Amphioxiformes, Branchiostomatidae. The record is from RefSeq and is a predicted model, not a curated record.
CCCUUUAAUGUUCAUUGAGGCAGAGGAGUCUGCCAAAAAUAUCAAAUACAUAACUUCCCUAUGCUGACAUGGACAUAGUGGUUCGAUCGUUGUAUCUGUGCCAAUGAUCGCGCUAUGACUUUUUUCCGGAAUAUUCAGCACGGCCUGUUGCCUGUCCAAUAGAGUACGCUGUGAGGAAUGUGAGAUGAGCGAUAGCGGCGAGGGCUGCGCAGAGUGGGAAAGAUGGGACGCGUAGCGUCACACUCACCAGACGGAAUAUGGGCCUUUUGAAUAUUCAGUGAUAUUGAACAUUCAUGGCUACCACGUUCAGUAGCGUGUGUGAUUUGAUAGCAACACGCCGACCGUCUGUAGAUGUAAUAUUCAUGGCGUUAUAGACAAGAGGCACGCCUUUUCGACCUGUAUCUCAGAAACCAUGAGCCAUUCACGCCUGUUGAAAGUAAGCUGUACGGAGAUCCACUGUCAGCUGACCAGGCGGCAAUAGUAUUCUGAUACCGUUUGAUAUACAGAAGGGACUGUACAAAUAUCUAUGGUAGGGUCGUGAAUAUACGACCAUGGUGUUGUUGGUGAAUCUCCCCCUGCAAGUCGAAGCGUGAAGAUCUACGAUAACUCGGACCAUCAACCUGCGGAGUGAAGACACUGGUAGAAUGUGUAGCCUUCAGUGCAUCAUUGUCAGCCAGGCCAGCCGCAUGCUCAAAGCUGUAUAGCCAAAUAUUGCCGCCUCUCAUUGUUAUUUAAUGUUUGUAGUAGAUAUACAGGUUGUUUUGGCUACUGAAGGAGUGUGAGCCAGGGGGUGCAGACGGCAUUAUGGCGGUCAGAUUGGACGGGUACGAGCUGAGGGAACAGGGACAGGUGUUGGAGAGAGAACGCCCGAGUCUGAAGGAACUGCAGCAUCUCGACGGUUUCUCCUGGAACGACCGCAUCGCCGCUACAAAUCGCUUGGACCUGACACCAGAUUCCCCCGAAGAGCCCCUGAACACGGGCCGCGUGCGGCCUACACGAGCUCUCGGGCUAGUUGUGGCAGGCACUCCUGACAGCGAAGACGAUGCAAGGUGGACAAAACCGUCCAUCGUACACUCUCACUACGUCGAUACCCCUGAAGAACAUGUCGGCUGGCCGGUGGAAACACCCGAGAACGAACGAAGCUGGUCCGAACAGGAGCAGAACUUUCAAAGGACACCCGAUCAGAAACGAAUGUGGGCGGAAACGCCCGACGAUGAACGAGCCUUCGACGAAGACGCUUUCCUUCGGGAAGAGUACAUAUCCAAGGCCGUAUCUCCCGACGACAGAAGGUCUCCAAAGGUUUUAUUAAACGGUAAGGUCAUCCGAUCCGCCCGAAAUUCGAUGAGAAACGGCUCCUCAUCGGACGAAGAUCUAGAAAAUCCACCGUCUUCGUCGUGGAGUUGGAGAAGGAGACGGUUUCUCAGUGUGGAGGACGCCAUCUCAUCAGAGGGAGACAGGACGCCCGACUCGCCUUCUGACGAGGACCUGUUCCUACCCAGGAGGCGACACACGUCCAACAGUGUCUUGUCCAGGUCUCCGGGCGCACUAGAAGCGGGGCUAGAGGAUGAAUACACCACCAGAAGCAUCGAAAAGGGCUCUCACAGGAGAAAGAGGGGGGCGGGGAGAAAGGACAGUAUAGGGGCAGAGCGGAGAGACCCCGUGAGUCUGGGGGAGGAUCUGGGAACUCAGGGGGAGGAUCAAGCAACCUCUGUGGAAGAAGAGAGGACACCUGAGGAAGAGAUAACGCUGGAUGGAAAUGACACCCAGAGACGCGACCAGAUCCUGGAUGUUCUGCGGAACCAUGGGUUUGAGGCAGAGUCCAAGCUAGUGGAUAUCAAUGUUGGCACGAAGCGCUGGUCUGUCAACAAUUACAUCUCCAUGCCGACGGAGUACCACGUGUGUUUCCGGGAGUGGGUGAACUUCCACUGCACCAGUGGAACUGAGAUGGAGGAAGUCCUGACCUGUCCCAUGAACAGGAACCCAGCACAUGUAGCAGAGAAGAAUGCCUUCACUGUCCCGUCCACCAGCAGUGAUGAGGAAGAGGUGGCGACUGGAGACAAACACAUCCCAAGUGCCAUUGACCUGCUCAAGAGCCGCGCCACUGUCGCUGAGUUUCUGCAUACUAAUACAGACAAGGAUAUGUACUACUCGUUCUGCCAUGGCCGCCUGACCUCAUCAGAUGAGUUGAGCCAUUGUAUAGGGUGCCACUGGUGUUUGGAUAGGAACUACGUCCAUUGCAACCGCUGUGAUAGCUGUGUGUAUGGUCAUAGAGUGUCCAGAUGUGAGCACUGCCAUGGGUCUCAGUCUGAGGACUGAAACGGCAGUCAGCUGUCUCGGUGUCUUUGCAGCAAUCACAGGUUUGACAAGAAGAUACAUUUGUACAUCAAGAAGUGUCCCUGAAGACUGGCCCCUGUGACACUCGCCAUCUGUGAAGAUUGGCACUGCAUGUUCAGCUUGAACAACACAGGGAUUCUUCAAAUGGUGGCGCUAUGGCUACGUUACCAACUAUGAAUACAUGUAUGUGCAUUAGAGUAUUGCCUGAAAAACUCAAUACAGAACUUUUUUUUUGUUACUAAUUAAUGUCAUCAUUGCAAGGUAUUAUUGAUAAUCACAACUGUUAAACUUAGUGAUUUUCUCCCUACGUUACAACGUUGUUGAUUAUCAUGAUCAAAAAUGCAGAGGCAGACUCGAUUGUAUUGUUUCAAUACUCGGUGCCUUUGGCAAGAUGCUAUACUCAGUGAGGAAUUAAAGAAAUUAUAUUCUGUUUGACAAUAUAGUUCUUUUGCAAGAUGAAGGAAUGAAUGAACAUUAAGGUGUGUCUUGAAACAAUCAGGUUCAAAUACAAGUUCAGCUGCCAAUGGGCAACCUCAAGACAAAAAUGGGCAGGAAUGGAGCAUUGGCACUAACACGUUUUUGAAAAGGUUGCAAUUUUUGGACUUUUAUACUGUCUGAUGUUUAUAAUGUGGAACAUGUAUAAAUAGUCCAAUGUCUGUGUAUACGCUUUGCCUGGUAUACUCAUGUAUUUCAUGCAAAUUGUAUCCAUGUUAGAUUGGAACAUCUUGUCUAAUACACAACUUGAAAUGUGUUGUGUUUAUCGGAGUUAGACAACCAAUAGUUUAUCCGAUCAUAUAGAUAAACAGAAAUGACCAAUCAGCAGCCCCAUGAGAUGCCGAUUGUGAGGCCAUUACCUCAAUAAGUCUGUGGUUAUAAUAAAUAAUAUGGUUUCUAUAAUUGUUACAUGUAAAUCACAGUAUUUUUUCUGAAUUUGUAGCUAGCUUUUGAUUGCAAAUAACAUUUACAGGAAGAUUCUGAUAAUGUUUGGAUAGGCUAUGUGAUGAUGGGAGACCUGGUGCAUCACAGUUUUCUAAUCAGCUAACGAAAGGGUAUGUCAUUCUUUAGGAGAGAUAUAACCCAGCCAUGUGUAAGCAAGUCGACUGAUGAUGAUGAUAAUGUUACUGUCAAACCUUUUCCUUGGUAUGCAUUGUAAAUGAUGGCAAAAUGCUUGCUUAAUUACAACAAGUCAACUAAACUGCUGGGCAAAAACCAAUAGUGAGCAAAGAUAAAUCAUAGCUUGUCAAACUAGCAAGUGUCUUAUAUACAGUAUGUUGUGAGGUGCUAACGUGUAUGUAUGUGACACUGUAUACAUACAUUUGUGUGUUGUGUCAAAAUAUAUUGCCAAUUCAGCUAUUGUAUUGGCAAAAUGUUCAGGAAGAACUAAGUCAAUUCUAGGUGAAUCCUAAUUACUAUUAGAUGUUCAAAUUAUUGUACUCUCCAUGGAAUCAUGCAUUUUCAUAUUUAUACUGUGAAAGAAGACCUGUACUUAAUAUUAACGUGAUACAUGGACUUUUUAAGCCACUUUUGCAAGUGGAAAUGUUUGCUACUUUGUGAUGUUUGUACCAAAUUGUCCAUGUCAAAAUGAAAACGACAUGUUUGUAAAUUGCUAUCGAAGUGUUGCAUGUUUGUAUGAAAUUAUUUAUCAGCUGAGCAAAUGCAGCUGAUGUAUGUGAAUUGUUACUGCUAAGUUAGGAAAUAUACCCUGGAAAAUUAUCCUGCUGCCAAGUGACAAUGCCGGUAUUGUGUGAAAUAAGUACUAGUGUGAAUCACUUUUUACACACUGGAAAUGGCAACUUGAACCCAGCCACAUGCUUUGUAACCAAGUAUUUUCCACACUGCUAAAUGUGUUACACUGAACUUUGUAAGAAACAACUGACAGGGGAAGCAAGUUGCAAAUAAACUCUCACAUGUGUAGUAAAUACAUAGUGGACAUAAUAAAGGUUUUUAUUAUACAGCCAAACUUUCGAUACUCCCCCUCUUCAGAGCUAUAUAGCCUGAACCUACUUCUUGCCAAUAGGUGACCCUGCAAGUGGUAGAAGCUCAGGUCCAAAACAGAAAAUCUACUCUAGUCUUGAACUAGGAUGUAGCCUGGGUACCAUCCGUAUUCUACCGGGCUCCUUACACUCGCUACCUAAAAAAUAUUUUUGUACGGAUGGUACCCAGGCUACUAGGAUGAGGGGGGAUAUAAACUCUGUCAUGUUUGGGACUGCAUUCUUCUCUCUACAGCACCCCCUGUUGGUGAGAAGUGCCCUUACUCAUCAUUGCCCUGAGAAAGGUCCUUGUAGAAGACAAACUACCUGAACAGUGGCAGGUAAAUUCCUUUUGGUUGUGUAACAAAGACCUUUAUCAUCCAUUCACUAACCUACCUGACUGAACUUUCCACUCAUGUAAUAAUUUACAAUUUUGAUAUACAUGUACACGUUGCAUUUUGUCUCAGCAACAGACAGCACUGAAACUACAUUUGUAAGAGAUUGGUGGCGGAUUGCAACAUGUAAAGGUUUCAAUAUAGUUAAAAGCACCACUCGCCACACAUGGGUUAGGCCUCUGAGUCUGUCCUAGACGUCAUACCCCACGUGGGGUUUUGUCUAGUAUUGUGUAGAAGUAGAAGUAAAAGGUGUGGACUAUAAUCUAUAUUGCUGUUGAAGCAAAAGAUGUUCCUAAGGAAAAAAGGUGACAAAGCACAAUGCAGUAUAUACUUUUUGCAUCAAGCAAUCAUUGAUCCACUCUACAACUUUGUAUUUUCUAUGCACGAAGGAGCAAUACAAAGAUAUAUUGUCUAUGUUAUUGUUUGUGUAGCUUAAGUGUCUGCUGGAACUUGUCUCUGGUUGAGACAAUAUUAGAACAACAGCCAAUCUACAAAUGUAGUGAUGUGGCACUUGACGUGGCGUUGGUUGUAUGUUGCUGGUUGGAGGAAUAAUAAACCAAUACAUUUUACUACUUUCCACAA